Molecule: messenger RNA, 1266 nt
Organism: Candidozyma duobushaemuli
Lineage: Eukaryota; Fungi; Ascomycota; Pichiomycetes; Serinales; Metschnikowiaceae
Exons: 1
Coding region: 1-1266 (421 amino acids)
Biological process (GO): regulation of gene expression
Cellular component (GO): Rpd3L complex; Rpd3L-Expanded complex; cytoplasm
Molecular function (GO): histone binding
Source: RefSeq, a predicted model, not a curated record
AUGCACGCCGAAGAUGCAGAUAUGUCUGAUGUCGAGGAGCAUGGAGCUAUCGACAAAGCCACACAGCAACGUUACAGAGUCUGGAAAAAGAACAGUCCCUUCUUAUAUGACUACGUCUCCACCAAUUCAUUAUUAUGGCCUUCGUUGACCGUUCAAUUCUUCCCGGACUUGGAAACAACUGAAAGCAACAAUGCAAAGGUUCCUCAAUCGCUUGUUUAUCAAAGGCUUCUUCUUGGUACAUUCACUUUAGGCCAAGGAGUAGACACAGUGUCAAUCUGGCAGCUACCGUACUAUAGAGACUUUCAUGAAAAUCUUAAUGUGGAUCAGCUAGAUUAUAAUCCUGAGAAGCACGAGUUCGAGCUUCCAGCAGUCUCCAAGAAUAAAUUAAGAAAUAUCCAGUCGAUCAACCACUUUGGAGAUGUCAACAAGCUUAGGUACAUGCCCCAAAACCCAGACGUCAUUGCAAGUUCAAACAACAUGGGCAACUUGUCAGUCUACAAUCGUACCAAACACUCCAAUAUCAAGACACUCGGAAACGAAAACGAAAUUAAUGAACCCCAACUACGUUUAGUGAACAAAGCCAAGCCAUCUAAUGAGGAUAUAUUCGCCUUUGACUGGAACAAGCAGGCAGAAGGUGUGAUAACCUCAGGUAGCAUGGACGGCACCAUCAACAUCUACGAUAUCCUGUCGGGCUAUAAUAGCAAAGAUGACACAUCUAUUGAUGUCAUCAAGUAUUAUGACACCGGGGUUGGCAUCAACGAUAUCGAAUGGAUACCAACACAUAAUACCGUAUUUCUUUCUGCAGAUGAUUCAGGCAGUCUCAAACUUUUUGACACUAGAAGUGGCAGCUCCAGCCCCGUUGCUGAGCAUAACAUUGGCAUUGCCUGUAAUUCGCUUUCAAUUAAUCACAAUGGCAGAAGUGUGGCUUCUGGUCACAGUGAUGGGUCUGCUAACAUCUUUGACCUCCGUUCCAUGAGCCAGGGCAGCAUAUUCAACUUUAAUCCCCAUACAGACUCUACUACUCAGGUAAGGUGGCAUCCAAAGUUCGCAUCCAUAUUGGGAAGCUCCUCGACGGACAAGCUGGUCAAGCUUCAUGAUCUAGGACGUUCCGAGCACAAGGAUGGCCUCCUCUUUAGCCACGAGGGGCAUAUGCUCGGUGUAAAUGACUUUGACUGGUCACUACACGAGGACUGGAUGGUCGCUAGUGUUGCCGAUGAUAACUCUCUACACGUAUGGAAACCCGCUCACACGGUUCUACAUAGCUGA